Molecule: messenger RNA, 1005 nt
Organism: Pyrenophora tritici-repentis Pt-1C-BFP
Lineage: Eukaryota; Fungi; Ascomycota; Dothideomycetes; Pleosporales; Pleosporaceae
Product: eukaryotic translation initiation factor 3 subunit K
Biological process (GO): regulation of translational initiation
Cellular component (GO): cytoplasm; eukaryotic translation initiation factor 3 complex
Molecular function (GO): translation initiation factor activity; ribosome binding
Source: RefSeq, a predicted model, not a curated record
GUCGCUCAUCCACACAACCACCAUGGGCGUCCCUUUUGACUUCGCGCCUGAGCGGCCCGAUCACAUGCAGCAGAUCCUCGAUGGACUGGAUCGCUACAACCCGGAGACGACGGGCGUCUUCCAGGACUAUGUCAUGCAGCAAUGCGAAAGCCAGACAUAUGACUGCUACGCCAACCUCGCCCUCCUGAAGCUCUACCAAUUCAACCCCCACCUUGCCCGUGAUGAGACAAUCACCAACAUCCUCGUCAAGGCUCUUACCGUCUUCCCGAGCCCCGACUUCUCCCUGGGUCUCUCGCUCCUUCCCCCACACGUCCUAGCUCCUUUGUCAUCCUCACUACACAACCCAGCAGCUGGCGAUGCGCCGCUAUCCGAAGCUGUCCAGAAGCUCAACGAGCUGAGAAAUCUGCUCGAAGGCGCUGACUACGCCACCUUCUGGUCAACGCUCGACUCUGAUGACCUGUACGCCGACUUGAUUGCCGACGUAUCAGGCUUCGAGGAGCUUAUGCGCGUGCGCAUUGCUGCUACUGUCAGCCAGGCUGUGCGUGAGGUCGACCGAAGCAUCCUCGAGUCAUGGUUGAACCUCUCGGGAAGCGAAUUUGACCACUUUGUUGGAAGCGUGUGCGGAUGGAACGUUGAUGGUGCUAAGAUCAAGGUACCCAUUAACAAGGACAACGAGGCUAAGGGCACCGUUGUCCGGGAAAACGUCAAGUUUGAUCAAUUUGCAAGGGUUAUCAAGAGGGCGUACGAACAGCCUGCAUGAGCGGUAUGAUUUACAGUACGACGACAUGAGGCUACGGUAUGCACGGAUGGCGUUUGAGGAGGACACUACAAUUGCAUCAGUAUGCGACAGAAGCGUACAGUCAGCCUUCGACAGCAACGCAGGUUGAUUUCGACGGUUCACUAUAUACCCCAAAAGUACGCCGCUAUGAGCAGGGGCCUUGGAGUAGACAUGCUUCUUGAGCCUAUAAAGAUCCAAUCAUAUCAAUCCGACAAAACAUUCUCCCA